Molecule: messenger RNA, 1902 nt
Organism: Puccinia graminis f. sp. tritici CRL 75-36-700-3
Lineage: Eukaryota; Fungi; Basidiomycota; Pucciniomycetes; Pucciniales; Pucciniaceae
Exons: 6
Coding region: 1-1692 (563 amino acids)
Cellular component (GO): cytoplasm
Molecular function (GO): flavin adenine dinucleotide binding; electron-transferring-flavoprotein dehydrogenase activity
Source: RefSeq, a predicted model, not a curated record
AUGAACACCUCCAAUCCAAGCGUACUCGUCAUCGGCGGCUCCUAUGCCGGCUUGCAUGCCGCCGAGCUGCUCGCUCAACAACUUCCUAGCCAUUGGUCCGUCACCCUCGUCGAACGGAACACCCAUUUCAACCACGUUUACUCGUUCCCCAGAAGCGCAGUCACUGGACUGGCUCAUCGCAACUUCAUCCCCUACACCGGCAAACUCAACAAGCUCAACAACCACAUCUCGAGUCCAGAAGAGCGUAGUAGUAGUAGUAGUAGUAGUAGUACAAAUCUAAAUCCAAGGAUCAGAUUGAUCAAUGCCUCAGUGACGAAGAUUGUGGACCGGAAGGUCUUCCUGGACCGGAUGGUCGAUCUCCAUCCUGACUCAUCAUCAUCAGUCCAUGAAUCCAUCAUCCACAAUAAUCUCGCUGACUCGCCGGCCGGGAGCGUGUUCACCGACAGCGGAUACGCCUCAUCCCUGGAUUCUAAAAACAGCCCUGCUGCUAAGAAACCUGACCAUCAACUCACAUCCUCCAGAAGCAUCGAACAAAUCGGAGCCCAUCCACACUCGCAUCCAGCCCCUCAACGAACCGCCCAAGUCGGAUGGGACUUCUUAGUCUAUGCCUUAGGCUCUCAUAUGCCCAUGCCCCUCCAUCUCCCCAUCGACCAACAUCGCUCCAAAACAAACGGCGUCGCUUUCUUGGAGGCCCAAAAGGCUGCUAUCGCUAAGGCCGAGAAGAUCGUGAUCGUCGGUGGAGGAGCAUUAGGGAUCCAAUAUGCUUGCGACAUUGCCCACCGAUACCAACUGCUAGGUGCACCAAAACACGUCACUCUGAUCCAUUCCAGGGCGGCGUUUCUGCCGAGCUUCAAGCCCGAGAUUGACCAGAAAGUGAAGCAAGCCCUUGAUGGCUUUGGGGUCCAUGUUGUCCUUGGCGAGCGCGUCAAUCUGACCAAGUUGAAGGCGGACAUCGAGUUACAGAAGGAGAGAGGAUCUGGAAAGGUGGUUGUCGAGUCGUUGUCUAACGAGGGCAACCGAUGGGAGGCCGAUUUAGUCCUCACGUGUACAGGCCAGAUCCCGAACACAAGUUUGAUGGCCCAAUUCUGUCCUUUAGCGGUGCACGGAGGGAUGCGCAACCAGGAAGGCUCGAGCGGGCUGAUCCGAGUGAACCGGGGGCUUCAGAUCUCGCCGUCGCGGCUGGGUCCGUCGCCGGUCGAGACCCCGACGGGCGCCCAGGCGGCAUGCGAGUGCGGCUUUGCGUCCCUCCAGAUCUCCCGGCCAACACUCCCGACGAACAAGCAGAGGGAUGAGAAUCCGGCCUGGAAGCGCGUCUUUGCUAUCGGCGACUGCAUCGACGGCUUCGGCGCCAUCAAGGCCGGCCAUGUCGGCUGGAAUCAGGCCGAGGUCGCCGCCCGUAAUAUCCUCGCUUCCAUCGCUCAUCUCGAACGUAAGAGCCUUGGUGCUGGCCAUCAGUCAGUAGACCUCGAUGAGGUACAGCUCGAACACUAUCUUCCCACUCCACCGAUGAUCAAACUCACCCUGGGCUUGCACCGCGUCGUCACUCAGCUUCGUUCAUCCGACAACCCUGACCAAGUCGUCGUUGCCGAAAAGACUAUCGUGCCCGAUGGCGAUCAGGGAGCCGCGUGGAGAGACAUGUGGAGUCGCUACGACCUUGUCGACGAAGACCAGAUCCUCGACGGCUGGGCUUGAUCUUCAUUAUCCGCCCUCCCCUCCUCCCCUCUUCUAUCCUUUUCACUUUAUUUCAUUGUUUUGUUUUUUUUUCUCCUGCUUUAUAACACCUCUAAUGAUUUAUUUAUUUAUUUAUUCUCGUUUUCGAUGUGUUCUUUUUUUUUUUAUGAUGUGCGUUCAUCUAUUUAUUGAUUCCAUCCCACUCACACCAGGCAAUCAUCAUUCCUCAUA